Sapajus apella (tufted capuchin) is the source of this 6188-nucleotide messenger RNA. It is a transcript of the gene PARD3B, whose product is annotated as par-3 family cell polarity regulator beta. Gene Ontology annotation, cellular component: adherens junction; apical plasma membrane; cell cortex. The record is from RefSeq and is a predicted model, not a curated record. Gene Ontology annotation, biological process: intracellular protein localization; cell adhesion; establishment of centrosome localization. Gene Ontology annotation, molecular function: phosphatidylinositol binding; protein binding. Bases 192 to 3809 code for a protein of 1205 amino acids. Lineage: Eukaryota; Metazoa; Chordata; Mammalia; Primates; Cebidae. The transcript has 23 exons.
GCCCCUCCCCGAUUCCCGCUGCCCGGGUGGAAGGGGCGCUGCCGCGAGCCCCCGGGCCUCAGGGUGCCCCGGGGAGCGGCGCCCCGGGUCUCCAGGCCCACCAGCGCCUGGGGUCCUCCGAGAGUGGGGGGCUGCACCCGCGGGGUCAGACACCUGUUCGGCCCUGCCCGGCGUGGUCGCCGGGGGCCAGGAUGAAAGUGACCGUGUGCUUCGGCAGGACGGGCAUCGUGGUGCCCUGCAAGGAGGGCCAGCUGCGCGUCGGCGAGCUCACCCAGCAGGCACUGCAGCGGUACCUGAAGACCCGGGAGAAGGGUCCUGGGUACUGGGUGAAGAUUCAUCACUUAGAAUAUACAGAUGGAGGAAUCCUGGAUCCAGAUGAUGUCUUGGCAGAUGUUGUUGAAGAUAAAGACAAGCUGAUUGCUGUGUUUGAAGAACAAGAACCACUCCACAAGAUUGAGAGCCCCAGUGGAAACCCUGCAGAUCGGCAGAGCCCAGAUGCUUUUGAGACAGAAGUGGCUGCUCAACUGGCUGCAUUUAAACCAAUUGGUGGGGAGAUUGAAGUAACCCCUUCUGCUCUGAAACUAGGCACUCCACUGCUGGUGAGGAGAAGCAGUGACCCAGUGCCAGGCCCACCUGCUGAUGCCCAGCCAAGCACUUCACACCCUGGUGGCCAGGGUCUGAAACCGGUUAUUCCAGAUUCCACGGAGAACUUGGAAGGCAGAGAAGUUAUGAAUGGUGAACACACAGAACUAGUUACAUCGCCAAAAACUAAGGACACAUUGAGUGAUAUGACAAGAACAGUAGAGAUUUCUGGGGAAGGAGGCCCAUUGGGAAUACAUGUAGUGCCCUUCUUUUCAUCUCUAAGUGGAAGGAUUCUAGGACUCUUCAUCCGAGGCAUUGAAGAAAACAGCAGGUCCAAGCGAGAGGGACUAUUUCAUGAAAAUGAAUGUAUUGUCAAAAUCAACAAUGUGGAUCUCGUAGACAAAACCUUUGCUCAGGCUCAGGAUGUCUUCCGCCAGGCAAUGAGAUCCCCAAGUGUGUUCCUCCACGUGCUUCCUCCGCAAAACCGUGAACAGUAUGAAAAAUCAGUUAUUGGACCUCUUAACAUUUUUGGUAACAGUGAUGGCAUUUUGAAAACAAAAAUGCCACCUCCUGUCCAUGGAAAAUCGGGAAUAAGGACAGCAAAUCUCACAAGAACCGAUGCUCCUGAAACAGAUACAUCAGCUUCCCUGCAACAAAGCAAGAGUCCUCGAGUACCAAGACUGGGAGGAAAACCAUCCUCUCCCUCACUCUCCCCUCUCAUGGGAUUUGGCAGCAAGAAAAAUGCAAAGAAAAUUAAGAUUGACCUAAAGAAAGGCCCUGAAGGACUUGGUUUCACUGUGGUUACCAGAGACUCUUCCAUACAUGGUCCUGGUCCCAUUUUUGUAAAAAACAUUUUACCAAAGGGAGCAGCAAUAAAAGAUGGCCGCCUACAAUCAGGGGACAGAAUUUUGGAGGUAAAUGGGAGAGACGUCACUGGACGAACCCAGGAAGAGCUCGUGGCCAUGCUCAGGAGCACCAAGCAGGGGGAGACAGCAUCGCUGGUCAUUGCCCGCCAAGAAGGACAUUUUUUGCCCCGAGAGUUGAAAGGAGAACCUGACUGCUGUGCACUCUCCCUGGAGACCACCGAGCAGCUCACCUUUGAGAUCCCCCUGAAUGAUUCAGGUUCUGCUGGCCUCGGGGUGAGCUUGAAAGGGAACAAAUCCAGAGAAACUGGAACAGACUUGGGGAUUUUUAUCAAAUCCAUCAUUCAUGGAGGCGCUGCUUUUAAGGAUGGUCGUCUGCGAAUGAAUGACCAGCUGAUUGCAGUUAAUGGGGAAUCUCUUCUGGGAAAAUCCAACAACGAAGCUAUGGAAACACUUAGGCGGUCAAUGUCCAUGGAGGGAAACAUACGAGGGAUGAUCCAGCUGGUGAUUCUGAGGAGGCCAGAGAGACCAGUGGAGGAUCCUGCAGAGUGUGGGGCAUUUUCCAAGGCGUGCUUUGAGAACUGUCAAAAUGCUGUAACCACCUCUAGGCGAAAUGAUAAUAGUACCCUGCAUCCACUUGGCACUUACAGUCCACAAGACAAACAGAAAGACCUAUUGCUGCCCAAUGACGGAUGGGCCGAGAGUGAAGUUCCACCUUCUCCAGCACCACAUUCUACUCUGGAAUUGGGCCUCGAAGAUUACAGCCACAGCUCUGGGGUGGAUUCAGCAGUAUAUUUUCCAGAUCAGCACAUCAACUUCAGAUCUGUGACACCGGCCAGGGAGCCUGAAUCAAUUAAUUUGAAAGCCUCGAAGAGCAUGGACCUUGUGCCAGAUGAAAGUAAGAUUCACUCACUGGCUGGACACAAAUCGGAAUCUCCAAGCAAAGAUUUUGGUCCAACUCUGGGUUUGAAAAAGUCCAGCUCCUUGGAGAGUCUGCAGACUGCAGUGGCUGAGGUUCGGAAGAAUGACCUUCCCUUUCACAGGCCCCGUCCGCACAUGGUUCGAGGCCGAGGCUGCAAUGAGAGCUUUAGAGCUGCCAUUGACAAAUCCUACGACGGACCUGAAGAAUUAGAAGCUGACGGUCUGUCUGAUAAGAGCUCUCACUCUGGCCAAGGAGCUCUGAAUUGUGAAUCUGCCCCUCAGGGGAACUCGGAGCUAGAAGAUGUGGAAAAUAAAGCCAGAAAAGUCAAAAAAGCAAAAGAGAAGGAGAAGAAAAAGGAAAAGGGCAAAUUGAAAGUCAAGGAGAAAAAGCGCAAAGAGGAGAAUGAAAAUCCAGAAAGGAAAAUAAAGAAGAAGGGUUUCGGCGCCAUGCUGAGAUUUGGAAAGAAGAAAGAGGAUAAGGGUGGAAAGGCUGAGCAGAAAGGUGCUCUGAAGCAUGGUGGCCUGAGAGAGGAAGAGCUGGAGAAAAUGAAAGAAGAGCGUGAAAGGAUUGGAGCAAAACAUCAGGAGCUAAGGGAAAAGCAGGCAAGAGGUCUUCUUGAUUAUGCUACUGGUGCAAUUGGAUCGGUGCACGAUAUGGAUGAUGAUGAAAUGGACCCUAAUUAUGCCAGAGUGAACCACUUUCGGGAACCAUGCACAUCAGCAAAUGUCUUUAGAUCUCCAUCUCCCCCUCGAGCUGGACCAUUUGGUUACCCUCGGGAUGGCCGUCCACUGUCUCCAGAAAGAGACCACCUAGAGGGUCUCUAUGCCAAGGUCAACAAGCCAUAUCAUCCACUGGGUCCAGUUGACAGUGGCCGUCCCACGGGUGGAAGCACUGACCGUAUCCAGAAGUUGCGGAAAGAGUAUUAUCAGGCUCGGAGAGAAGGUUUCUCUUUAUAUGAAGACGAUGAAGGAAGAGCAAGGCCAUCUGAUUAUGACCUUCUCUGGGUGUCUGGAAAGGGUCCAGAUGGGAAUGCACACAGCCUCCGCUUUGAAGGGAUGGAGAGGCAGUACGCAUCCUUACCCAGGGGAGGACCCACAGAUCCUGUAGACUAUCUACCAGCAGCACCUCGGGGGAUCUACAAGGAAAGAGAGCUUCCCUAUUACCCAGGGUCUCAUCCUAUGCACCCUCCCAAAGGGAGCUAUCCCCGCCCCGCAGAGCUGAGGGUGGCAGACCUCCAGUAUCCUCAGCACUACCCACCCCCAACAGCCCCCCAGCACAAGGGACCCUUUCGACAAGAUGUUCCACCUUCCCCUCCUCAGCACCAAAGAAUGCCAGCCUAUCAGGAAACAGGCAGACCAGGGCCCCGUGGGGGCAGCCCAGACCGGUACCCUUACCGAACCCAGGAUUCCCGGCAGAAGAACCCCAUGACUGCAGCCGUAUAGCUGAAUGCCACCAAGGCCAGUCGAGCCCAGAAAGGAAGGUGUCUACACUACCUUUGCCCCUUCUAGACCUGAAGACCUCCUUCGUGUUAGGAAUUCUCCAUGGUAUUGAUUAGCUGUUUCUCAAUGAGGUUGUAACGAUUGACUGCUAAUCAGAGGGAAAAAGAAGGGGAAGUGGAUUGGGGAGGAAAAAAUCAGAAGGAAGGCAAAAUGUGGGGCCACAAAAACAAAACUACUUGUUAUCUGAAACACUUUCAGAAUUGUUCAAAUCAAUCAGAGUGGCAACUGAACAAACAAACAGCUAACAAUGGAGCUCUACUCCGGGGUGCCUCCCCGGCUAGAUAACGUGUGCUGAUGUGCAGACACGUGGACACCCCCUCUAUGGGAUUGGUGGUCCAAAGGCAGUCUCUGCCAGACAGCAUUACCCGCUCAGAGACGGAGCCUCAGCCCCCUUAUUAGAGCUGUUAAGUCUAAGGAGUGGCAGAGUAGACAGAGAGAGAGGCAUCUUGAGUGAGUAUAGGUUUUUUUACUCAGAAAACAACAGCAAACAUGACUAGUGAUCUUGAAAUGUUUUAUACCAAGAGAAAGACCACAUUUAUUUAUUUGCAGAAUUUCUCAGAUUCCUGAUACCACUCAUUUGAUGUAAACAUUUCACGUUUCCUCACUUUUGAUAUGAAAAAUGGUAAAAUGCAGUAUUAGUCCUGGAAGAAUGUGCACUGCUCGUCAGAGCUUCCAGAAGGAAUAUAUUCCAAGGACCAGUAUGAUCAGGCUAAGGCUGGACAUCACAUGGUCCUCACCUUCUUCCCUCCCGCAUUCCAGGUAUGGAGAUACCUGGUUUCAGAGUCAGCCCCAAAUCUCCUGCCUAUAAUUUACUUUAACUGGGGUCUCUACUUUAAGGUUCCCACUUGAAGGCUGCAUAUAGUUGGGAAAAAGAGGAUCUACUGGGUAGGUCACACAGGAGGCAGUGCCCUGAAAAUGCCAAGUCCAGACUCAGUGCCAAGCAGUAACCAUCUGCAUUCGGGGAAAGUGAGGAGCUGACCGUGGCCUCUGGAAACUGAUGACCAGCAGGCAUUAUAUGGAAGUGAAUGAGGGUGUGGGGGGGGGGGUGGUUUGAACACAUGUGAUUGCUAGUAUGGAUAAUGAAAGAUUAAUAAUGCUUUCUGAAGAGUUUGAUGCAUAGUGGGGAAAUGGAGGGAAAUGGAGAAAAGGCAUUAAGACUAAAUCUACCUGCAUUUGCUAUAUUUUAUUAACAAAAGUCAGGGCAAGGCCAAGUCCUCCAAUUGGAAAAGGACAGUGUUAUGGCUUUAAAAAGCUGAAACCCCACCCUCUAAGUAGAACCAACCCAUCACCAUAUUUUUUGGGCUUUGCCAUAAUUUUCUAUGAAAACUAAAACCUCUAAAACAUACAACCUAACCCAAAUGAGAACACAAGCAAAAGACUGUGAAAGACAGCGAAACCUGAGCAUUGGUUUGAACUGGGCAGUGAUUCAAAAUACUUAAAGCCUUUUCACAUGCCUUCUUUAUUCCUUCCAAAAAAAAGUCUUGAGUUUAAUUUAGAUCUAUUUUGGCUGAGAUUAGCAUGCCUCUGACUCACACGAUUUAAUAAAUUAUAGUCUUAUUGAAUACAUAGGACAUCGCUCUACCCUAGUUUACUCUUAUCUUUUUAACUUAAAAUAGAGUUCUGUUACCAAGAAUGAUGCAACUGCUUGUUUUAGAUGUAAAUAGUGUUACUUCCUGGACUUUGAGAUAUUAUUUUAUAAACUGCAGUUUACUAUGGCCCUCUUGAAUACAGACUAUCAAGUUUUCUGUCUCUGUUCUGUCAUCCCUCUUCAGCCAGGCACCUUUAGAUUGUUUGCAGCUUGUUCAAAGUGGUUGAGGAUCUCAGGCCCUGCUCACCUGAAGGUGGAGUGCAGGGGAGCUGCGGCGUUUCCCUCUGACCUGCUGAAUGCUACCUGCCCCUCAAGCUAAAUGAACCUUAAAGAAGAAAAUGGUAACAUGAGGGACGUGUAACCUGUACUGAAGCGUUAAAAACCAGCAGCUCUUCAGUAUGUUCCAUAUUUUAGUCAAAGUACUCUAGAUUACUAAACAUAACCAAGCCAGAACGUUCCUUCUUGACUAAGCCUAGGCCACUUGAGGGGCAGCCAGGGGUGAUGGUGUAAGGUGAGACUCCUGUGUCUUGGAGGAGUGGCCUUUUUGGGAAGAGUGCCCAUGUUUUCACCUGCGGUGUUGCCACCAUAGGGUGCAGUACCUGCUGCACACAGGCUUAGGGUAAACUGCUCCAAAGCUGGGUUUUGUAUUGUAUACAAAGUCAAUAAAAUAGUUACUAAUCCUGAGUGGCAGCCAGUGAUGUGAAGGUACUAUUAAAGUGAACAAAAACUAGAUU